Molecule: messenger RNA, 2927 nt
Organism: Amaranthus tricolor (Joseph's coat)
Lineage: Eukaryota; Viridiplantae; Streptophyta; Magnoliopsida; Caryophyllales; Amaranthaceae
Exons: 1
Coding region: 552-1625 (357 amino acids)
Source: RefSeq, a predicted model, not a curated record
CAAAUAGAGUAGAAGAAUCGGACAUAGGGCUCAUUGAAGUUUCUUUGGAGCUUCUUGAAUCUUGAGUCCCUACACUUUGCUUCACUCACUCACUCGCUCACUCAGAAAUCAGAAUCCAAUCAACUCAAUCUUAAUUUCACAUUACCCAAAACACGUGCUCUGUUCUUGGAGUAUUCCCUACCAAAAUCUUCCCUUUUUUCUCGGUCUUGUGCAUUUCCCUCCAAACCCCAAUUCACGUUUUGCCCCCAAUUCCAAUCCCUUUCUUCUUGUUCACCCUUCUCAUUCAUGUGCUUUGGGAUUACAUACUCUCACAAAUCUUACUGAUUUCUCUUAAAGGUACUUCCUUUUCUUGUUACACUCCCUCUUUCCCGUUUAUUACAGUGUUUUUUUUUUAUUUUUUUUUUAUUUUAUCAUUUUUCAGAUCUAUAAAUCCUUUUAUUUUCUAAAACAAUUCAUCUUAACCAACGAUCCGAUCUUUUUGACAUUUUAAUUUAUCUGGGUUUUAAUUUUUUCACAUUUUGUACAAAUUUUUUUGGUUUAAAUUGGGAAAAAUGGAAGAGGGUGAUAGUAAAAUCAGUUUAGGAAGAUUGUCAAUUGAAGGAUCUAGAAAUACCCAGUUGGAAAACCCGAUUUAUUCUGAUAGAGAUUAUCAAUUUCGUUCAAUGAAUGCAUUGGAAAUUUUGAGAGAAACAGUGAGAAUUCUGAGGUAUAAUUGUGUAGGAUUUAUGGCAAUUGCAGCUUUAUUAAUUUGUCCUGUAUCUGCUAUUCAAUUAUCAAAUUUGUUAGUUGAUCAUACUAUUGUUAGGAGAUUAACCAUGAGGCUAUUAUUGAUUGCUAGAACUAGUGGAUUACCUCUUAAUACUAUUGUUAAGCAAUCUUGUCAAAGGUUUUCUGAAAUGGCUAUAUCUAAUGCUGUGUGUUUCCCUUUCUAUAUCUCGUUAUCGCUCAUGUCGAAAGCUGCUGUUGUGUACUCGGUUGAUUGUACAUACUCUAAGAAGCAAUUUGAUGCUUCUAAGUUUUGUGUGAUAGUUAGGAAGUUAUGGAGGCGGGUUGUUGCAACUUACAUUUGGUCUUGUAUGGUGAUAGUUGGGGUUGUUGCUUUGUUCCUUGUACUUCUUGUGGUAGUUUGCAAUGUGUUUUUGAUCAUCGGGUUGAUCCCUGAUUUAGUCGUCUAUCCGGACAUUAUUGUUGGGCUAGUUUUCUCUAUAGUGUUUGCGAAUGCGAUUAUUAUCUGCAAUGUAUCGGUGGUGAUCUCGGUUUUGGAGGAUGCUUGUGGUCCUCAAGCAUUGUUAAGGUCUAGUGUCUUGAUUAGGGGUCAAACUCAGGUGGGUCUUCUUAUGUAUUUGGGAUCGACGAUGGGAAUGGCGUUUGUGCAAGGAUUGUUUGAGCAUAGGGUUAAGACAUUGAGCUAUGGAGAUGGGUCUUCUAGAAUAUGGGAAGGUCCUCUUUUGGUGAUCAUGUAUUCCUUUGUGGUGCUUAUUGACUAUAUGAUGACAGCAGUUUUCUAUUUUAGCUGCCGGUCUUACAGUAUGGAAGCGGCUGAUGGGGAAGCUCAACCGAUUUUGGAAAUGGCUACUGCGACCCCUAAGGCGAACACUGUCGAUUGUGAGGAUGUAGAUGGUUGAACAUGGAAUAAAAAUGAGGUCGUUUCGUUACAUAUCGACUCGUGGAAUAGAUUGUCUUAGACGGUUUUGAUUAUCUAAUGUAGAAUUUAGGAGCUGGAACUUUCUGGAUCCUGACUUGGUGAGCUAUGAACAUAAAGGAUGACAUACAUUCAGAAAUCUUGCUGCUGCAGAAUGGUAACUUUGUCCUAUAAAGUUAUGCAGCAAAAUACAAUUUUUUCAGAGUAUGUGGUAAAUUAUAGUAUUCCCCAUGAUCAAUUUAGUAUAAAUGUAUGUUUAUUGGCAUCUAUAUAUAAAGUAGGAGUAUUAUUACCCAAUUUGUUACUAUUACUCCUUGAAUUUGCUGCAUAACACUUGUGUUUGGUAAACGACUUUUUCGUUAGCUUCAUUGUUGGCUUUCGGAUUUUUUGGUUGGUCAAACAAACAAAAAAAAUGUGUUCGGUAAUUGACUUUUUAAGACGGUUGAAAAGCUGAUUUUAAAGUUAAUAUUUUAAAAAUAUUGUGAGCUUUUGGUUGCUUUACCAACUUUUGGUUUCUUCGACCAAAAAUCUCCGUAACAGCUUAGAUCAAACAGUUUGUAUCUCGGUCAAUAAUUUUGGCCAACCACGUCAUUUGCCAAACAAAUCCUACAUCUAAAGAGCUUCCAUUCGAUUUGAGUUAUGCUGCAAAUUCAACGAAACGGAGGAGUUGUGAUUGCAUGCUUCCUUUAACUGGUUUUGCUCAUUGUUGAAUCUCAAAUCUGAGUUAUUGGGGAUGAGGAUAAUCAUCAAUGGAAGGUCUUUACAUGACAUGAAAACUCCUACUUUUUAGUUAGAUACUCACAAAUUUUUGAUCUCAUGAAGGAUGUAAUUUUUUUUAAUGCCAAUCAAGAAUUCAUGUUCUAAUAAUGCGAUCUUAUCGUCAGAUGUUUUGUGGCUGAUCUUGUGAUGUACUAUAAUGGCUGAAUGAGCUAGAGUGUGUAAUCAUACUUCAUAGGCACUGUGGAUCUAUUAUCUAUAUCUUGUAUUUAUAUGGAGUAUUAGAAAGAACAAUACGAGAUGGUACCCUGAACAGAAAUGGAAAUGGAAACUGUAAAAAUGUUAUUUUAGAGUUUUGGGAGCGAAGGGCCGAAGGCUUCCUCCACUUGCAUUCAAAAAACGUGCAAAAUAAAAGUGGAACAUAAUGUUGUGUCGGAGGAAGUAUUGAUUUUCUCAUAUUGGAUGUCUCCAACACCAAGGAAUCCAAAAACCAAGCUAACUUCUUGUCACCAAGUUUCUUCUUGGGGAUUAUUUAUUUAUCAUGUAAUUAUCAUAAAUUUUGGGCAUA